AUGGAACCUACCCAAUUGAUUUCUCAAGAGUGGGAUUCUCUUAGUGGACAGUACACAGCUGAAGAAGCUGAUUUCAUGACUCAGUUCCUUGGUGCCAAUACCAACUAUUCAUGUUUUCCUUCAAAUGUUGCAAAUGCUAGUCAUAACUUUAUGUGUUUCUCCCAAGGGAGUAGUAGCUCAAGCACUGAUUAUAGGGAUCACAUCUUUUCUACCAUCACACCAACUAAUGGACCUUACUUCUGUCAUCCGGCAACAGACAUUGAUUCAUUCUCCAUGUUUCUUAGUCCACAAUAUUUGGAUGAUUACUUAAUCAAACAGAUAAGCUAUGAAGGCACUGAUCAUGAAAGGUCAUGUUUAGAGCCAUUGAAACUGCCUCAUUCUCCUCACAAUAGCUUCCAAGCUAAGAGGGAGCAUGAAAUGAUGAUGCUUGUUUCUGAACCUUCUUCAGAAGAGGAUAGAAUCAAAAGAUUUAGAAGCUCAAAUGCUUCCAUGGAGCUAAGUGAGGGAACAUGUCCAAAAGAACCUCAAGUGUCGAAUUCAUUAUGUAGAAAAUCAAGAGCAGGAAAAGUUGCUGCCACUGAUUCUCAAAGCAUUUAUGCUAGAAGGAGAAGAGAAAGAAUAAAUGAAAGGUUAAGAAUGUUGCAAACACUUGUCCCAAAUGGAACUAAGGUGGACAUUAGCACCAUGCUUGAGGAAGCUGUUCAAUAUGUCAAGUUUUUGCAGCUUCAAAUUAAGGUUCUAAGCUCUGAUGAUAUGUGGAUGUAUGCUCCAUUAGCUUACAAUGGAAUCAACAUUGGAUUGGACCUCAACUUUUCUUCUCCAACUGACUAA
Molecule: messenger RNA, 831 nt
Organism: Vicia faba (fava bean)
Lineage: Eukaryota; Viridiplantae; Streptophyta; Magnoliopsida; Fabales; Fabaceae
Source: the annotation of a GenBank genome assembly